Rhagoletis zephyria (snowberry fruit fly) is the source of this 1324-nucleotide messenger RNA. RefSeq names its product FERM domain containing (gene Frmd5). Gene Ontology annotation, cellular component: cytoskeleton. Gene Ontology annotation, biological process: actomyosin structure organization. The record is from RefSeq and is a predicted model, not a curated record. Gene Ontology annotation, molecular function: cytoskeletal protein binding. NCBI's taxonomy places the organism in Eukaryota, Metazoa, Arthropoda, Insecta, Diptera, Tephritidae.
GUGGGUUUGAAUCAUUUUCGUGUACGGACGUAUAAGGGUUAAUAAUCAAUAUUAAAAAAGAGAAAAUCGAAAACCAUCCAAGAUACACGACGGAACGUGGUAAAUAUAUUUAAUAUGUUAAAAAAAAAGGCGGAGAAUGUUGUAUUCAAAUGUGCUGUGCAUCUUUUGGAAGACCUAAAUGUCGUUGAAUAUGAGUAUCUAGAAACUCACAAAGGAAAUUAUAUUAUAGACCAGUUAUGUCACCAGUUAAAGAUAAGGGAAAAAUACUACUUUGGAAUGCGUUAUGUGGAUAGUGGCACACAAAGGCAAUGGUUGGAUUUGGAAAAGCUUAUAACUAAACAGUGUAAAGAUGUCAACCCUUUGAUAUUCUCCUUCCGUGUAAAAUAUUAUCCGGCGGAUCCAUUUCAUUUAAGCACUAAUGCCAGGAUUUUGCUAUUCAAACAACUAAAACGUGACUUAAAUCAUGGGCGACUUUAUUGUUCAAAUGAUGAGUUUAUUACUUUGGGAGCUUUGAUAGUGCAAGAGGAAUUAGGAGACUACGAUGGGAAAUUGCACUCUGCCAAUUACGUUUCAACCUUUCGAGUGUCUAUUCGACAGACCGAUGCAAUCGAAAAAAAAAUUAUGAAUAAAUACAAAGGAAGAAAACCAGGACAAGAGCCAAGUGCUGUUAUAGAUGAGUUCCUAGAAAUAGCACGCAAUCUGGAGGCAUACGGCAUCGAACCACAUUAUGUUAAAGACCAUCAUGGCAACCAACUAUAUAUCGGAGUAAAUUAUAUGGGUAUUAGCGCUUUUAUUUCAGGCAAGCGCUCACAACUCUAUCGUUGGAACGAAAUUCGAAAGUUAAACUUCGAGGGAAGAAUGUUCAUAGUCCACUCCGUCUAUACUAAUGCGAGUAGAGAACUUAAAAAAUAUACGGUGGGAUUUAAAUGUAUAUCAAGUGCUACAUGCAGAUAUCUUUGGAAAUAUGCGGUAGAGCAUAUGCUAUUUUUUACACUUUCUGAUUGCCGGAGUAACUGUAAGAAAUAUGGUGGUGGAAUUUUCUUCGGCGGCACAAAGUUUAAAUAUACUGGCCGUACAGAGCGAGAAAUUUUGAGUGAUGAUAUAUCUACAUCGAAUUUAAUCUUCGAAACCAAUGAGGAUAUGAAAAAAGCGAAUAGUGUACCAACGACUCCAUCUAGUCCAAAAGAAGAUCUGUGCCAUAUCAGUAAAGUAUAUUUAUUUGCCAUAUUUUAUGUACUUCCCACAAAAGCACUAUAGCGUUUUUCGAAUACAAUCAACCCUCAAAAACCACGAUCAAUUUAGCCGUUUUCAUACAAAUUGAUAU